UCCACAAGAUGGCGGCCCUUGCACCAGCAUUUCUACGUCUUUACACUACAAAGGACUUUUUUACCAUUAGUUUGGUGCAAGUAUUGGCAGCGUGGACUUCUGUGGCGAUUUCAAACUUUGCUUCAACGCCUGUCUCAUUAUUAACGCGCUCAGCAGCAUCUCUGAGGUUAUUUUGUUUCGUGUUUGCCAUGCUGUGUUUCACACUUAUCCGCAUGAAAUCAAGGAUCAAAUUGUCGACAGUCCAAGUUUUGAAGCUUAUACUUUUUGUGUUUGGGUCAGCUGCAAUUUUCCAUGUUAUUGCUAUCCUGUUUGGAGCCUCAGUCACUGAACAAACUGAGGAAACCUUCUGCUGGGCUUUAUUAAUGUCACAUUUGGUCAUCCUUCCUGCCUGUAGCCUGCUAGGAGCACACUUGGAACUCUUUUCGAGGAUAUUUUUCAGUUCUUGGUCAGAUGGUACUCCGGAAUCAUAUUUCCAAUGCUCUAUUAUAUUCACACUAUUAGGAGCAUGGCUUGGAGCUUUUCCCAUUCCUUUGGACUGGGACAGACCCUGGCAGGUGUGGCCCAUUCCCUGUGUAAUUGGAGCACUUAUAGGUUACAUCGUAGGACUAGCAAUUUCAACAUUAAUAUUUGCUUUCAGCGCGGAACGACUGCACCCGUGAUAAACCUACAGCAGCUUUCCUGAUCACUAGUGCUACAGUAUUCAUGACAAAAGAGAUGUCCUUUGUACCAGUCAAGAUGUUGAUGAGGGAGCAUGUGGUUAAACGACUAGAAGAAGUUGCGUAGUCAAAGAAACUUACUAUCUCAGUGCUAAAAGGCCUUUCGUUAAGCCAAUGCUGUUUAGGAACAAAAUCCAUUUUCUUCGUCCUUUCAUAACAGAUAUUUAAGAGUAAAAAUAAAAAUGAAAAGUUGCCUUUGAGA
This is a messenger RNA of Stylophora pistillata, 918 nucleotides long. RefSeq names its product GPI ethanolamine phosphate transferase, stabilizing subunit. Gene Ontology annotation, cellular component: endoplasmic reticulum membrane. The record is from RefSeq and is a predicted model, not a curated record. Lineage: Eukaryota; Metazoa; Cnidaria; Anthozoa; Scleractinia; Pocilloporidae. Gene Ontology annotation, biological process: GPI anchor biosynthetic process.